Messenger RNA from Rotaria sp. Silwood1, 324 nucleotides. NCBI's taxonomy places the organism in Eukaryota, Metazoa, Rotifera, Eurotatoria, Philodinida, Philodinidae. The record is from the annotation of a GenBank genome assembly.
AUGCAAUAUUAUCAAAAGAUAACAGAUCAUUUUCUAGGAGGAUUAUUUCCAUAUGUUCGUCUAGUAUCAUUAUAUGAUAAACAUACUUUUGAACAUGAAUUUUUUAUUCGAAUUUCUCAAUCAUUUUCAUUCAUGGAAGAUUUAACUAUGAUUUAUCACCAAUCACAAAAACAUAAACAACUUUAUAAAUCAAUAAAUCAUAAUGACAAUUCAUCAAUUGUUAAAUAUAAUUAUCUCAUUACACUUGAUGGUUCAAAAGUUCAUGAUAAUUAUAUAGAAGAAUUUUUAUUUAAUACAAAAAUUUAUUUUCAUAUUAAUCAUUAG